Molecule: messenger RNA, 1398 nt
Organism: Cordyceps fumosorosea ARSEF 2679
Lineage: Eukaryota; Fungi; Ascomycota; Sordariomycetes; Hypocreales; Cordycipitaceae
Product: WD domain-containing protein
Exons: 2
Coding region: 1-1398 (465 amino acids)
Cellular component (GO): Set1C/COMPASS complex
Molecular function (GO): protein binding
Source: RefSeq, a predicted model, not a curated record
AUGAACUUGCUUCUCUCCGACGACUACUUGCUCCAGGACUACCCGGAAAGCAUCACGGGCACCAUACGAUCGGGCCAUGCGACUUUUCUACGGUUUAAUCGCAAGGGAGACUACCUCGCUUCCGGGCGCGUCGAUGGAACUGUUGCUGUCUGGGAUCUGGAGACUAUGGGCGUGGCGAGGAAGCUGCGUGGCCACAACAAAAGCAUCACAUUUCUCAGCUGGUCUAGAUGUGGUCGCUACCUGCUCUCUGCGUGCCAGGGAUGGAGGGCCAUUCUGUGGGAUCUGAAAGACGGCAGCAGGUUCCGCGAAGUUGAUGACCCCGGCCCUUCGCCACUGCUUGCCUCACUAACCGCGGCCAGCUUUCAAUUCGUCGCCGCUGUAUUCGAAGAACAGCCUGCCCUCGUUGAUGUUUCCGAACCCGUCGAUGUCAAGCGCGUACUCCCUUCCGCACCGAAACGAGCGAACGCCGACGAGCGACAGACAAAAGAGGAUGCCAAACAGAUGACCACAUCAGCGGUCUGGACCACCUCCGGGAACCACAUUCUUGCUGGAACAAGCAAGGGCAAGAUCAACAUCAUCGACGCCAAAACGCUCGAGAUCAUCUACUCCGAAAAGAUCUGCGCCGGCGCAAUCACUACGCUGCGAAUUACGAGUUCCGGUCGCGAUCUUUUGGUCAAUUCACAGGAUCGCAUCAUUCGCACACUACGGAUACCGAACCUGUCUGCCGAGGACCUCGAUCCGGACACGAUACAAAUACCAAUUGAGCACAAGUUUCAAGACGUCGUCAACCGCCUGUCAUGGAACCACGUCACGUUCAGCGCAACAGGCGAAUAUGUUGCUGCGUCGACAUAUAACAACCAUGAGCUAUAUGUUUGGGAGCGCAACCAUGGGAGUUUGGUCUGCAUGCUCAAAGAUCCAAAGGAAGAACAAGGAGUCAUCGAAUGGCACCCUGCUCGUGCCAUGCUGGCAGCCUGCGGAUUAGAAACGGGCAGAAUAUACAUUUGGUCAGUCAUUAGCCCGCAAAAGUGGUCGGCUUUGGCGCCCGAUUUUGCCGAGGUCGAGGAGAACGUCGAGUACAUUGAAAAGGAAGACGAAUUCGAUCUCUAUGCGCAAGAAGAGAUCCACAGACGACGACUGGACGCAGAAGACGAGGAGGUGGACGUUAUGACCAAGCACCAGCUGAAGAUUGAGGACGAGACGGAAGGUGAAGAGUUUCGCAUGCCGAUUCUGUUCACUCUGGGCGAAAGCGAUAGCGAGGACGAGUUCAUAGCCGUGUCAACGGGGACAAUGCGUCGUCGAAGUCCCGGAGACGACCAGUCUGAUUCACACGCGGGAGCUGAGACUGUCCCGCCAAAACGGGGAGCCGGCAAGGGCGGGCGCAGUAAUAAGCGAAAAUGA